Molecule: messenger RNA, 6534 nt
Organism: Sycon ciliatum
Lineage: Eukaryota; Metazoa; Porifera; Calcarea; Leucosolenida; Sycettidae
Product: sushi, von Willebrand factor type A, EGF and pentraxin domain-containing protein 1-like
Exons: 30
Coding region: 135-5624 (1829 amino acids)
Molecular function (GO): protein binding
Source: RefSeq, a predicted model, not a curated record
CCUUAAUCGUCUUCCUUAGUUCUUUAGUAUUGGCCACAGGUUUUAAAUAUUGCCAGCGGGACAGAAUAUCUCUCAAGUGCACUGGCAUUUCAAUCACAUCUCUCACAGACACCGGGUCGAUCAACACCACCACCAUGUCUUAUUUUAGUACCAGUAUUAUGGAUCUACACCCUUUAAAAACCUUACCAACACCUGGAAAUGCCAUGGAUUCCAUAACAUUUCAAUCUUGCCUAAUAACUAGUGUUCCGGAGGGUACGUUUUCAAAAUUUCCCCAACUAACUGAACUAACUCUUCGUGUUAACAAAAUAGUGACGAUAUGGCCUGGAGCUUUCAACAAUGUACCAAAGCUCACCAAACUAGUCCUCGACCACAAUCCGCUUUCCUUCUUACCGGAUAAUGUCUUUGCGAACUUGACAUCUCUUGAUCAUUUGGAUUUGAGCAAUAACGAACUCACGACCUUGUCCCUGCAGAUGUUUACUGGAGCGAAUCUGAAACUUUCCACGCUUGAACUCCACGACAACAAAUUUGCCUUUGUGCAAGAUGAAUUGCUAGAUUCCAUAAGAAAGCUCACUAUUCAAAAUACACCGUUUGAAGGCGCUAUCAAAUCCAGAAGCCAUGUGAACAAGACUCUUGUGUGCAACGAUUUGACCAGCACGCUAAGAUCCUGGAAGGGCGGUUAUCUGUGCCAAUGCCCGAAAGGAGAGCAGCCGUACGUAACCCUCAGCACCACCAGCACACCGGGCGCAUCACAACCCGACACAGGCACCUGCAUGCCAGCUAGUGGCAGGUGCAAAGCAGCCACAGUGACCUUGUCCAACAUCUGCGAUCUCUAUCCAACAUUGAACGUCUCGACCGCCUAUGCGCGCCUCACUACUGCGACGCAAUAUCCAGAGAAAUACUUCUACGCCUGUAAAGGCGAGCGCCACCUCGUCAAGAACCCUUGCUAUGGCCAAGCUAUGGAUUAUGUACAGAAAACGUGUAAUCCACAAACAACGGCAUAUCUGUGUGUUUGCAAUGAAACAGACUUGUCUACAUUCUGCCAGAGUACCAUCAAGUCUUGUACCGAUCCUGGCACGCCGGAGAAUGGAACGCGGUCAUCUUUGCCACGCCUGGACUUUGGCACUGUAGCCAAUUUCAGCUGUAACACUGGGUAUACUCUCCGCGGCAACGUCUCCAUUACCUGCACUUCACAAGGAUGGUCGGCACCCGUACCGAACUGCGACUUAUGCGCUGACCUGGGAGCACCAGCCAACGGGUCACGUACACUGGAAGGUGGAGAUGUCAACGAAACGGUCACGUACACCUGCGACAAAGGGUUCACUUUGGUCGGAGAGCCGGAUGCCACGUGCACAAGACAAGGAAACUGGACGUCCAGCUUGCCGACAUGUAAAGUUGUUACAUGCGAAGACCCAGGAACCCCACGCAAUGGUUCGCGAAAAGUGGAUCGUACUGAGUACAACGGGACAGUCGUAUACAACUGUGAUGAAGGAUUUGCACUGGUUGGACAGGGUGUUGCAGUAUGUAUGGAAGAUGGGAACUGGACCUCCCUUACGCCAACGUGUGUAGGUGUGGUAUGUCCUAGUCCAGGUACACCCACCGAUGGCUCACAGGACCUGGAUGGUCUCGAAUAUCAGGACUCGGCGACGUACAGCUGCGACACGGGCUUCUCGCUGGUGGGCCAAACCACCGCUGUAUGCACACAGCAUGGAAACUGGUCCUCGCAAGUACCAACCUGCAAAGGUGUGGUAUGUCCUAGUCCAGGUACACCCACCGAUGGCUCACAGGACCUGGAUGGUCUCGAAUAUCAGGACUCGGCGACGUACAGCUGCGACACGGGCUUCUCGCUGGUGGGCCAAACCACCGCUGUAUGCACACAGCAUGGAAACUGGUCCUCGCAAGUACCAACCUGCAAAGGUGUGGUAUGUCCUAGUCCAGGUACACCCACCGAUGGCUCACAGGACCUGGAUGGUCUCGAAUAUCAGGACUCGGCGACGUACAGCUGCGACACGGGCUUCUCGCUGGUGGGCCAAACCACCGCUGUAUGCACACAGCAUGGAAACUGGUCCUCGCAAGUACCAACCUGCAAAGGAGUGGUAUGUAAGAAUCCAAGUAUGCUCACCAAUGGUACACGAACACUGGAAGGUCUGCAGUAUAACGAAACGGUGACUUACAGCUGUGACAAGGGAUUCUCGCUGGUGGGACAACCCACUGCUGUAUGCACGCAGCACGGUAAUUGGUCCUCCCAAGCACCGACAUGUAAAGUUGUUCCAUGCUUGAGUGAUCCUGGCACACCCCAGAACGGCCUGAAGCGACCUCACACGUCAGUCUACCUCAGCGUGGUCACAUACGCAUGCAGCAAAGACUACAAUUUGAUCGGUUCCAGCUCGCGAACAUGCAUGGAAGAUGGUGCUUGGUCUCCAAAGCUACCUAAAUGUGAAAUAAAAAAAUGCAUAGAUCUUGGGGUACCGCAGAACGGCAGGCGUGUACUCGAGGGACUGGCUAUUCGCAGCAAGGUGGCGCACUUCUGUGAUGUCGGCUACACGAUAAUCGGCUCGGCGUUCAGUACCUGCUAUGAGAAUCAAACCUGGUCUACACCACUACCGACUUGCAGAAUUGUUGAUUGCGCUGACCCUGGCACACCUGCUGAUGGCUCAAGAACUCUGACAAAUGGUUUCGUGUAUGACAGCUCUGUCAGGUAUCAUUGCAAGCCGGGUUUGAAGUUGACAGGAUCAGAGGUAGCAAGAUGCACUGAGAAUGGAAAGUGGACAUACGCAACACCACCAAAGUGCAAACCCAUAACAUGUGUAGACCCCGGUACACCCAUGAACGGUAGUCGCAUGCUGGAAGGACUGGCAUACAAUAACACAGUCACGUUCAGCUGCGGUACUGGCUUCAAUCUAACCGGUGCGGCAGUCCGGCGUUGCUCAGACACCGGAAAAUGGUCAUCAGCUCAGCCAACGUGUCAGGCCAUAACCUGUCCUGACCAGGUUGCACCAGGAAAUGGCUCCAGGAUGACCACUGGUCUGGCGUAUAAUGCCACUGUGAGGUAUUCAUGCGAUGCGGGUUUUGAUCUCAACGGCACAGUAGACGGUAUCUGUGCUGUAACUGGUCGAUGGUCGUCCCCCAGACCUAGAUGUGACAUUGUUUCCUGUCCAGAUCCUGGUAGUCCAGUGAAUGGUUCACGUACACUGAACAGCCUACACUACAACAGUGUUGCCGUGUACCGGUGUGAUAUUGGUUACCAUAUGUCAGGAUCCAUGACUAGCCAGUGCUUAGCCAAUAAAACAUGGUCUGCUGCUGUGCCAGCAUGCAAAAUCGUACAAUGCCCAGAUGCUGGCAUUCCUAAGCAUGGUUCAAGACAGCCACACACAUCCGUCUAUCAGAGUGUUGUCAGGUAUGAGUGUGGCGUAGGUUACAAUAUGUCUGGAUCUCUUACAAGAACUUGCACCGAGAAUGCCACAUGGACGCCAGCCAUACCAACAUGCAUCAAGAUCAAUUGCCCUACCCUCCGAGCACCUCAGAAUGGUGGCAUGAAAGUGAGUGGAAUUGAGACUGGAUCUACGGGCACCUUCACCUGCUCUGCAGGCUAUAACUUGAUCGGUGUCAGCAGUAUCCAGUGCAGCUCUACUGGACAAUGGUCGGGGUCGGUUCCUCAUUGCAAAAUUGUGCAAUGUCCUGAUCCUGGCACUCCAGCACACGGCACCAAGCAGCCACACACAUUGACGUACCAGAGCAGUGUACGCUAUGAUUGUGAUGCUGGAUACUAUUUAGUCGGCUCGUCGUCCCGCACUUGCACGCAGCACGGACAGUGGACCUCAACACUACCCACUUGUAAAACCCAACAUUGUCCUAACCCGGGCACCCCGGGAAAUGGCAUACAGCUUCUUCAAGGCCUCAGCUAUCUGAGCAUUGUUGCGUACAAAUGCAAUCUGGGGUAUAAUCUCAAUGGCUCGACCUUUAGAGUAUGUUCUGCAGACAAAACAUGGACUCCAGCUAUGCCCAUUUGUCAGAUUUCUGAAUGUUCUGACCCGGGAACACCAGAAAACGCCACCAGGCAGCUGGACGGCUUGUCUUAUGGAGAUCAAGUCCUCUACUCGUGUCUAUCCGGGUUCUCGUUGAAUGGCUCCGAGAGCAGGACGUGUACGGAGUACGGGAAUUGGUCUGCGUCUGCUCCGCAUUGUGAAGGUGCUUCAGUACUGGUGGGAGCGAGUGACUCAGAUUCCACAGCUGCCGUAGCGACCGGUGUAACGAUCAGCACAUUGUUGCUGGUGUUCAUGGCUAUUUUUCUGGGGUUUCACCAUUACCGUCCAGACAAGCUGCGCACAGCCAAAGGACAGAUUUCAAGCCUGGCAAGAACCACUGGGGCACACACCAAGCCAUCGAGGACUAAGCUAUCUCUGGCUGGCUCCACCUGUGACAUUUAUAUGACCGAGAGACGGGAAACGGCAGUUGAGAUCUUAUCUUCCUCUACCAGCACGGUGGAGGUGGACUGCAGCAGUAUUCAGCGCCAUUACAUGAACGAGAGGCAGGUCUCGGCCAUGAAGAACGGCAUCGUUAUGGACAAUACGAAUUACAGUAACACUCACAGCACUUUCGGAUCUGCAAACACCGGAGAGGACAAAGACGCCGCUGGGUACUUCAACAGAGAAAUGGUGCCCGAGGAGGACAUAUAUGGAAAUGAUGCAGACUCACGCAAGGAGGAGGAUGAUGCGGGCAACAGGCCAUAUGACGACAGCGAAGACAUAUAUGGUCAUGUUCCCGAUGAAGCCGAUGUGACCACAGUCACUAUAACACGAAACAAUAGUACAGCCACGGGAAGACCGAACUUUGGAAAGAAUCCCGAUGAAUACAAUGCGUUUUCCACUCCCGCACAAAAUGAGGACGAUUAUGAAGCACCGACCGAAAAACUGCGGUCUGCCAUCCGGUCCAGAAGUGGAUCGGUGUUACACCUUUCCACGUUACCAAAGUCUGGCAUGUGUCUUCAGAGAGCGCGGACUGAAAGUUCUGCCAGCGAAUUGCAAAUUUCUUCGACUAGCUCCGUCCACAAUGUCGCAGAGUUCUCUUCAUCAUCGGUCACCAAUGCGAGUUCUCGACGUAAUUCUUUCUCGCAAUUUAAUUCUCUGCCAGAUCCAAGAGGGGUGAGGACCAACACAUCUUCCUCUCGGGUAGAUCUUCCCCAACUGCCACAAGAUGUCAAGCGACCAGCAUCGCAGCAGAUUUCAUCUGGAAGCACUUCAGCGCGGGGUUCACUCAGUCUUGCCCAAGUUGCCUCGAUCAAUAGCGUUGGAGACGACUUGUACGGAAGCAUUACGGACACCAGGGAGGCUUUCUCUCGGCAGACCUCGGUGUUCCAUGUGCCAUUGUCCGCGGAUGUCUCACGCUCACCGACCGCACCGACAAACGAUCACUUCUUGCUCUCCAGGUACAGUUCCAGGGCGGCGUAUCGCGACUCUAACGGCCAGGACGAGGACGACUACACUCUGGACGUUGACAGCGCUGCCGUACGGAGUCGCGCUGCCGUUGCCGCCAGCCGCCGUGUGUCGGACUUGUCGGCAGCCAGUCGGCCGCAGCCCGCCCAAGCCAAACACCUGAUGGCGAUGCAUCGUCCGUAUACGGCGAUCUAGACACGCAUUCGUCGUUCACCGAUGUGUAUGAAACGCUGUGCACGCUACCAACAUAAUGAAGUUGAGGAUAUUUACGAGGCGUUUGACACUGCCCGUUAUAGGGUUGUGCCAAUAUUGGCGACAAAAAUUCAUGGAAAAGAACCGUGAAUUUGAUUGUCUAUUUGUUGAUAUGCAUGAGAUCGAUGAUGGUUUUUUUCGGAGCUGCUGGACAGUCUGGGAACGUAGGACCGUCGUCCACAAACUAACCCAGUCGACCCGGGACACAUCUGACAAAGCCAAGUCGAGUGUUCAUCCUUAGUUCUGCUCCUAGCAGUCGCACACUAUCAUCUAGGUGUGUGACUAUCAUGUAGAUUUGUGUGCGCGUGUGUGUGUGUGUGUGUGUGUGUGUGUGUGUGUGUGUGUGUGUGUGUGUGUGUGUGUGCGUGCGUGUGUGUACGUGCGUGCGUGUGUGUGCCUGGGUGUGUGUGUGUGUGUGCCUGGGUGUGUGUGUGUGUGUGUGUGUGUGUGUGUGUGUGUGCACGCAUGCACAUGUGUGUGCACAUGUGUGCGUGACUAUGUAUGUGUGCGGAUGCAUAUGUAUGUGUGUAUGUACAUAUCAAGCUAUUUGUGCAUGGGCAUGGGCUAAUAAACAGAGCAUUCUUCUUCUUGAACGCUACCUACUACAUUGAUUAGAAUUUUAUGCAUGUUCAGUCCAACUUAAAUGGCAAGACUGAAACUUGGUUCAUUGCAUAUUUUUAUUUUAUUUGAGAACAUAAAGCGGCUUGGCAUUAUUAGCAAGGUCAAUUUUUUCGAAAUGCUACACAGCCCAGCCAGCAACUAUCUCAUAUUGAUGACCACAUUGCUAUUUAUUUUUGGAUCUUUUUACGGUAUGAAUUGUGCACCUCGUUCACACAUAUGCCAUCAUUUCCUA